AUGGGCAAGUAUAGUCUAACGUCUUUCGUGCCUAUGGUGUUGCUUUGCCUCACCGUGGUCAGUGUUGUGGAGGGCGGAUUUUUGGAUUGGUUCCGAAGCAACAAAAACAAGGGCCACGAUGUGUGUCGCGUUGAGUUCGAGGUGCUUGACCCGCAAGGGUUGCGCCUAUGGACGGCCCAAAAGGCGCAUAUGAAAGGAUUCGGUGUGGAGCUGUUCAUUAAUCCGGUGCGCGGUCGCAAGGCACAACAGUGCAACGUGUGCCGUAACACAACGGAGAUUACGCACGGAAAGUUUUUCCUGCAGGAUGACAACGUGAUCGUAAAGGCUGGUGACAUCCUGGAGUAUGUGAUCAUUACCGAUAACGGGAAGUCAGUCCAGCGCCACAAACCACGGAAACAGAUAGUAGAUGAACUCAACAUCAAGCCGAAAGGAGGAUGUGCCUGUCCGCCUGGAACCGUAACGCCGGCGACACCGACGGAUUCUGCCAAGCAGGUGUUUGACGUACCAACCGCCGAAAUUGCUCUGCUCGAACGCAUUCUUGAAAGAGUGUCGAAAAAGUGUGCUGAAGGUGCCAUGUCCAACUUCCUCUUCCUACAAACGGAUCGUGCCGAUGGACCGACCAACGAUUUAAAACAGAUUGUGCGUAAUUACUUCCUGAGCAAGGACGCUCUGAAACCACUAACGGAUUCGAUUAUAUCCGCGGAAGAUGGAUCGGACGGGAUCGUCUUCCGAGUGACCAACGUUAUCGAUAAACUGAAAAUUUUGGAGCUCGCUCGACAGGAUAAUGACAUACUGGACUACGAUAAGCUUACCGCGAUCGAUGACUUUGAUAUUCGUGGCUCAUUUACUGAAACUCCGUAA
Messenger RNA from Anopheles marshallii, 861 nucleotides. RefSeq lists its product as uncharacterized. The coding region runs from base 1 to 861 and encodes 286 amino acids. The transcript is spliced from 2 exons. Gene Ontology annotation, molecular function: carbohydrate binding. NCBI's taxonomy places the organism in Eukaryota, Metazoa, Arthropoda, Insecta, Diptera, Culicidae. The record is from RefSeq and is a predicted model, not a curated record.